This is a messenger RNA of Trichomonas vaginalis G3, 1896 nucleotides long. Its product is annotated as retinitis pigmentosa GTPase regulator-interacting protein family. The record is from RefSeq and is a predicted model, not a curated record. Gene Ontology annotation, cellular component: ciliary transition zone. The transcript has a single exon. NCBI's taxonomy places the organism in Eukaryota, Parabasalia, Trichomonadida, Trichomonadidae. Gene Ontology annotation, biological process: non-motile cilium assembly. The coding region runs from base 1 to 1896 and encodes 631 amino acids.
AUGGAAGUCUUUCGAAAUAGGCUCAUUAGUGAAUACACUCGUGAUGAGCUAGAGGAACUAUUUCUUGUUCGCUGCGAUCAACUCGAUCAAAAAGCGAGUGAAAUAGCAAAAUUAGAGCAAAAAGCUUCAGAUAUUUCUGGAAAACUCACAAGAAUCAAACAAGAUAUCAAUGACACAACAAAACAAAGAGUAAAAUUUGAUGGCAAAUUAGCGCCUACAGCUUAUAGAGUUUCACAAGUUGCUGUUAAAGAAUUAAAAGAUCAAAUCGCAGAAUUAGAAAUAGAACUUGGCAAAAAGAAUCUUGAAAAAGAUGCUGUUGCCAGAGAAGUCGCAUAUUUCAAAUCUUUACUUAACUUCCCUGCAAAACUUCGCACAGAUAAAAGUUCUAAAUUUAAUCCAACUAAAACAAUCGAAGACCUUCUCGCAAUGUUGGCGGAUUUAAGUAGUAGAAAUACUGAUCCACUUGUUGUUAAUAGAUUACUCGCAGCAUCUUAUAUUUUACAAAAUAAUUUGAAAGCUGCUGAAGAACCAAUGAGAAAGAUUCUCGAACUUAUUGGAGAAUCUUCUCUUCCUGUAUUUGAAAGUAUUGAUAUGCGCAAAGAAAUUAAAGAACGUGAAGAUCAAAUUGAAAAACUUAGACAUGACUUAGCAGUUCUACAAGCUCAGCAAGACAAGCUUAGCCAAGAGCAUAAUGAUCGUCUUAAACAAUACCAACUCGAUGCCGAACGUAACCAAGAGAAAUACAGAGAAUUAAUGGAUUUGCAUCAUAAGAAAGAGAAAAUGGAAGCUGAUGCUGCUCGUUUAGCUGAACUGGAAAUUAUUGCUGAUGGUCUUAGGAAAGAAAUCGAGCUUCUUAAACAACAAAGAGACAAACUUAUUGAAGAUAAUGCAGAUCGUAAGAAUAAACUUCGAGAUGAACUCCAGAAACUCAUUGAUCAGAUGCAGAAGGAACUUGAAGACCUCAAAGCUCAUAUAGAUGCUUUGCGAAAGUCAAAUGCUGAAAUUGAAAACCAAAAGAAUUCAUUGCAGCAGACUUAUGAGAAUGCUUUAGAAAAGCGUGCAGAUACUAUCGAUGGAUUGAAUAAGUUACAAGAAGAAUACAGAGCUCUUCGUGCAAGAUUUGUUAAAUUAAUGUCGGGAACUAACGAAGAUCCAUUUGAAAACCAGAGAUUUAUUGAUUUCAUUAAUGGUAUGAUCGAACGCAAUUGGUCAUUUAACACAGUUCGUAAAUAUUUGGCUCAUAUCGAAUCUAUUGAUGGAAAACUCGAACAACUUGACGCCAAAAUUGCUAAAUACCAGCCAAUUAAAGAACAACUUACUAAGCAGAUUGCUGAUAAGACACGCCUUGUCAAGGAACUUGAAGCUGAACUUGAUGCAAGACACAUCUCACACGCAGGAGCUGUUGCUGAAGCCCAAAGAACAGAAUUUAAGUAUCAGAAUGGUGCAAGUCAUAUUAAUAUCACUGCAGCCAAACAAUUCGAGCUUGAAGAAAAUCAAACCGCAAUUAUUUUGUCAUUCCUCGAAUUUACACUUGACAAAUCAUUCUUAGGAUCUCAGAAUUGCAAGCUCUUCUUAACAGUCGACUUUUACGACUGUAAACAAGAGCAAACAAAUUUCAUCGACAAAUUCGAUACAACAUUUAACACAGAUUUACUUUUCAAGGUUAAGAAUGAUUUCAUUCUUCGUGACUAUCUUAAAGACACAAAGAUUCCUGUUAAACUUUGGAAAGCAACAGGAAUGAAGUUUACUGAGGUUGCAAACACAACAAUUGCUAUGUUCCCAUUUUUGGAUGGUGUUCCAAGCUUUUCUGCAUCAUCUGUUCUCAUGGAUAAAAAUGAGAAACCUGUUGGUAACAUCAAUUAUGAAGCUCAGAUUUAUAUUCCUUUGCUUCAAUAG